AUGCAGACUCGCUGCUUGAUAACCCACUACCCCUCAACACUUGGUGGUUCGGAACGGCACUUAAUGUGGCAGACCCUCCGCGCGAACGGAAGCUCAGUGGAUGUGAGCCAGAAAGAAGCCAGUGUGCAGGUCUUCAGCGACUUGAUCAGCUCCCUUCAGAGAAACCAGGCGGAGCUUGUUGAGGUGAUUGAGGAGAGGUACAGAGCAACAAAGCAGAAGGCUGACGGCUUUCUCACAGAUCUGAGGAUGGAAGUUGCUGAUCUCCAGAGCAGGAGCAGCCAGCUGGUGCAGCUGUCACAGUCUGAGGAUCACCAUCAGUGUGUUCAGACUUUCCAAACCCUGUGCUCUCCUUUAAACAAGCACUGGACCAACGUCGGUGUCCACUGCCAUCUGUCCUUCCAGGCAGUGAGAGGUACUGUGGGUCUGCUGAAACAGAAGGCUGAUCAGAUCGUGGAGGAGCUUCAAAAUGAGAUCAAGAUGAAAAGAAUGAGAGAACAUGCAGUGGACUUGAACUUUGACCCUGACACAGCACAUUGCUCACUGAUCAUAAGCCAGGAUGGGAAACAGGUGGCAGAUGCAGGAACAGAGCAGAUUCUUCCCUCCAAUCCAAAGAGAUUUGAAAUGUAUCCAGAAGCUUUGUCAAAGGAGGGGUUUACAGCAGGGAAGUUUUACUAUGAGGUGCAAGUGAAGGGACAAACUGAGUGGAUUGUUGGAGUGGUGAGAGAGUCCUAUGAAAGAAAGAAGGCCAUAAGUAUGUCAGUAGAAGAUGGUGGCUGGGCCAUUGAGCUUCAUAAUGGAUCAUACAGUGCAUUAACAUCACCAAUAGUUAAAAUGACACUGAAAGAAGAGCUUCAGAAGGUGGGCGUCUUUGUGGACUAUGAUCAGGGAGUGGUUUCUUUCUACGACGUGAACUCUAAAUCACAAAUACAUUCUUAUUCCGGCUUCCACUUUACAGAGAAAAUGUAUCCAUACUACAUUUACAAAAACAACAAUGGAACAAACUCUGCUCCUCUCAUCAUAACCCCUGUACUGCAAACAGACUGAGUUCAUUACUUCUUUAAAGACCACAUAAAGCACUGGUCUCAAAUCAGUUAACAUCUCUUUAUUAUCU
This is a messenger RNA of Notothenia coriiceps (black rockcod), 1111 nucleotides long. Its product is annotated as zinc finger protein RFP-like. The transcript has 2 exons. NCBI's taxonomy places the organism in Eukaryota, Metazoa, Chordata, Actinopteri, Perciformes, Nototheniidae. Gene Ontology annotation, molecular function: protein binding. The coding region runs from base 1 to 1044 and encodes 347 amino acids. The record is from RefSeq and is a predicted model, not a curated record.